This is a messenger RNA of Myxocyprinus asiaticus (Chinese sucker), 5972 nucleotides long. Its product is annotated as potassium voltage-gated channel subfamily KQT member 4-like. Gene Ontology annotation, cellular component: membrane. Bases 858 to 2897 code for a protein of 679 amino acids. Gene Ontology annotation, molecular function: voltage-gated potassium channel activity. Lineage: Eukaryota; Metazoa; Chordata; Actinopteri; Cypriniformes; Catostomidae. The record is from RefSeq and is a predicted model, not a curated record. The transcript has 14 exons. Gene Ontology annotation, biological process: transmembrane transport; potassium ion transport.
AACAUAACCCCUUCAGCUAAAUUUGGUGUCGGUGUCAGCCAUCCCUCCCUCUCCUCUCGUCUCUCUCGCGCUCUCUUUGAAGCAACAUAGCGCUCCGUACAGCACGCGCCCGUUACGCACUCGCUCAGUCCACACCGUUGCGCAUCUUUAGCGGGAUUCUAUAACAUGUCACGGACUUUUGGGACAGUCUUAAAAUGAUAUCGGCACGACUUUGAAUUUAUCUCUCGCGGACCCGCUGCGCUCCUCCCCAAAGAACCGGAAUCAGCGCUGCGCUCUGGAGAGGGCAAGAGAGGAGAACCGAGGGGCAUGCCGCUUACUUUUAAACAUUUAUUUCGUGUGCAUAGAUAGUAUUUGUGAGGGGAAACGUGUAUUAUGGGAUGUGUUCCAAAACUUUUGAGUGAUUUGAAGUGGCUCACCAUAAAGUGCUCAUUGUCCAGCUACGAUUUAAGAUGCCACAGAAUAUUGAGCUGAAAUAUUUACAACAAUGUGGAAGGCUUUAAUGGAUUUGUCUAUGUGAUUAGCGAUGCUAAAAUGAAAUUAUAAACACAAAUAACAUGUAGACGCACCAAGAUCUGAGGCUUCUCAAGAACAUCACAUUAGAAAGCGACUGGACAGGACUUGUUUUGGAGGUUGUUAGAAUGAGCUUGUUACAUUUCAAAGGGAUUCAGUGGCUUUUAUCCUAAUUAGUUCUUUAAUUUAACGUUGACUAUUAGUAAUUAAAAUAGGCUAUUGUUUUCAUUAUUCUACUGAUUACAACAAUAAUGAUUUUUAUUGUUUGGCAAUUUGUGGUGUGAUAGAGUGAGUUUUGCUGUAGCUCUACGGUGCAUUAGUUUUGUUUGGGUGGUGUGAGUACAAUAAUGUUGGGUAGUCCGUCAAAUAACGGAGGCAUUAGAAUACUGGUUCCCCCGGCAACCAGUGACGACAGGCGGGUUGAGUUUGUGGCCCUCGCAGCUGUUCACACUGAAAGAAGCGAAACGUCAUCUCCAGAGCGGGGACACCCUUCUCAUCGUACCGGCUUACUGGGUACACCUCUGCCGGUGCCACCGGGACCGAGGGCGACUCCUUCUGCCUCCAGCAAACGCUACAGAAAGUUACAAAACUGCCUGUACAACGUGCUCGAGAGACCCAGAGGAUGGGCAUUUAUCUAUCACGCCUUCAUUUUUCUGCUAGUGUUCAGCUGUCUGGUGCUUUCUGUUUUCUCCACCAUUCCAGAUCACCACACAGUCGCCAACGAGGGGCUCUUCCUUUUGGAGUUUGUGAUGAUUGUAGUUUUUGGGCUGGAGUAUUUUGUGAGGAUCUGGGCUGCUGGAUGCUGCUGCAGGUAUAGAGGAUGGCAGGGUCGAUUACGCUUUGCCAGGAAGCCCUUCUGUGUUAUAGACCUCAUUGUCUUUGUGGCGUCGCUGGCAGUGAUAGCAGCGGGCACACAGGGAAACAUCUUUGCCACAUCUGCUCUACGCAGCAUGCGUUUUCUGCAGAUCUUGCGUAUGGUACGCAUGGAUCGCAGAGGAGGCACCUGGAAGUUACUGGGCUCUGUAGUGUAUGCUCACAGCAAGGAGCUUAUCACAGCCUGGUACAUCGGCUUCCUGGUGCUGAUUUUUGCCUCCUUCUUGGUCUAUUUGGCUGAGAAGGACAACAAUCAGGAGUUUAACACUUAUGCUGACUCCCUCUGGUGGGGAACAAUAACCCUCACUACAAUUGGCUACGGUGAUAAGACUCCACACACCUGGCAAGGUCGGCUAUUAGCAGCUUGUUUUGCCCUGCUGGGGGUUUCCUUUUUUGCCCUGCCUGCUGGCAUUCUGGGUUCAGGUUUUGCUCUGAAAGUUCAGGAGCAGCACAGACAGAAACAUUUUGAGAAAAGGAGGACUCCUGCUGCCAACCUCAUACAGGCUGCAUGGCGUCUCUACUCUACAGAUGCACAGCACUCAUAUCUCACUGCUACCUGGUAUUUCUAUGACAGUAUGCUGCCGUCCUUCAGAGAACUGACAUUACUGUUCAGUCACCUUCAACGGCAGUGCAGCACCAAGAAGGUUCUGCACAACUCCUACCACUCCUUGCUGUCGGGGCUUCGGCCGUAUAGCUCCCCCUACCUGUCAGGAGACAGUGGGAAAAUGGGAUUCCGUGACCGCAUUAGGAUGAACAGUUCCCGUUCUUCUCAGGCUAUCCGGAGCAAGGCUUCUCCUCUGCCCCUAGAGAAUGUUUCAGAAGCCACCAGCCCUGGCAAGGUCCAGAAAAGCUGGAGUUUCAACGAUCGUACUCGAUUCCGUACCUCUCUCCGUCUAAAACCACGACCUGCUGCAGAUGCUGACGGAGUGGGAGAAGAGAGCACAGAGGACAAAUCUUACUGUGAUGUUGCCAUGGAAGAUGUGAUACCAGCAGUAAAGACCCUAAUUCGAGCCGUUAGGAUUCUUAAAUUCCUGGUGGCCAAGCGAAAGUUUAAAGAAACCCUGCGACCAUAUGAUGUAAAGGAUGUGAUUGAGCAAUAUUCAGCUGGACAUCUUGAUAUGCUUGGCAGAAUCAAAAGCCUGCAGAUGAGGGUGGAUCAGAUUGUAGGCCGUGGUGCCAUUCCAUCAGAUAAAAAGGUGAGGUCUGAAAAAGGAGAGAAAACAACUCCCGAACUGGAACACAUGGAUGAAUUAAGCAUGAUGGGGCGUGUAAUUAAAGUGGAGAAGCAGGUGCAGUCCAUCGAAAACAAGCUGGACCUGCUGCUGAACUUCUAUUCCCAGGGCCUGAAAAAGGGCUCAUCCCAUUUCACCUUGUCCUCCCUGCUGGAACCUGACUUAACCUCUGACUACCACAGUCCCACAGAUCAGCACGAUAUCUUCCCCUCCGCAAACACCCUUAAUAUCUACACUCAGACAGUGGCAACAUGCAAUGACCCACAUGGGACGACUGAAUAACUGAUGUCACCCAUCAGCCCCAGACUGUAGCAUCAGGGCACUCAUCCAAAGGCUAAAUACUUCCCUACACUAUACCAGCACUAAAAAAAAUGCUGUAUCCUUGCAUGGGUUCUUCCUUUGCACAGUGGAUGGUGGCAUCUUGGCUAGACUAUGCCUUGGAAACACCCUGGUAUUACACAAUGUCUCAUUUUUUUUUUUUUUUCUUUGCCCUUAGUAAUGGUAAAACCAAUCCUCUUUCUUUCCCAGUCAUCUACCAAUCUCCUUGUGCCUGUUUGCAUUUCUUUUAUCAGGAACGUUUCACCUGAAAAGUACUCUCACUUGAAGAUAUUAUUGAGGUUUACUUGGUUUUCUGUGUUGAACAUUUGGACUCAAUCCAGUAGAUGGCAAAGUUUUAGCUUUAGAAUUUAGUUUGCUAAACUAUUGAGCACCAACUCUUUUUCAGUCUUCCAAAAUACGUGGAGACAAAUCACUGUCAUUGACUGCUCCAAAACUGUCAACUCUUUUUGAUUGUAGAUGUCAAUUGUUGAACAUAAAUUAAUUUUUUCAUUCAUGUUAUUUCUUUCUAGAACUCUUGAUGCCAAUAUUGUUUCUUGGCUUUGUUUUGUCAUAGCAUUUGAUAAUCAAUAUUGGCUCCCAGAGCAAUUCUAUUUUUCUGUCUUCUUUUGUAAGAAAUCAGGGCAUUGUGAAUCUGAACUGAAUAUGAUUUUGGACUCUCCUUUUUGGCCUUGGCCUUACACUUUGACCUGAUGCAAUAAACUCCUUGUGACACAAGCAGUUGCUGAUCUUCAAAUGAAUGUACUGCAUUCAGUACUCUUCCCUUGUCUGUUUGUCAUUACCAUUGCCAUUCAAGAGAAUGGCCUCAAAGACAGGAGGACAGUAUGAUGGACUGUGACCAAGGGAUACUGAACGGCAUCUCCAGCAAUGCGUCAUUUUAUUCUUGCAUGGAUUGGCAGUUCUCUCUUCUUGGCAUUUCAGACAAGAAGAAACAUGCCAUAUUGGGUAUAUGUGAGGCCCUCAGGUUUCCCCCCCACAUUGUGGCAAACUCUUGGUAUCUUGUUGGGUCAUGCUCUUCUGCCACAGCAUAAUGAAAGCCCAUCUUGCAAAAAACAAAAAACAAAUUUAAAAUUACACAAAAAUAUUCUUUAAUGACAUAACCAGCAUUAAAGUGCAUGACAGAAUGAGGCACUGCUUUGAUUAGUUCAGGCAAGUUUGUUUUAAAUUAGUGGGAUUAGUUAUAGAGGCUGUUCAUAUGCCCCGCUCCAUUCUCUGCCUUGCAGCCCAUUUCCUCAUUCUGCACGUGCAACUAUGAUCAAAUCAACGGGUCAAUAUUCAGAAGUCUGUAUUUCUCUCCUCUCUAUAUGUGACUCUCGAUAAAUUCAGAUUAGAUUGAGAUUUAAGACUGAGGUCUUACACCAGACUGUUAUGACCUCACAAUUGAUGCCUCACUUUUGCUCCUUUUAUCAUCUCCGAGAGGUCAAUAGGUCAACGGUCUGAUUGGAUGAAAUACUUAUCAUGCAUUCUUUUUCUCUUGUGAUCAUACAGAAACACUCAAACGUUCCCUUAAAGGAAAAGUUCACCCAAAAAUGAAAAUCCUGUCAUGAUUCACUCACCCUCACAUUGUUUCAAACCUGUAUACUUUCAUUGUGAAUGGUAACUAAGGCUUACAUUCUGCCUUACAACUACUUUUGUGUUACCGUCCCUUUAACCUUAGCCAUGAACAGACAGACUCAAAACUAUUUAGGAGGACUGAGAAGACUAUGAGAACUGAGAUAUAUCUGAGUCAUUCAGAAAGGCAUUAGUCUGAGUGCAUGAGCUCCACAUUAGUAUCUAUGCAUGCAGUUUUGGGCAAGGUUCCAGCUUUAUACAAAAUGCUUUAGCCAGCUCAGGUAACAGACAGCAUGGACGGGGUGUAGGGAAUGCAGCACUCCUCUGCCUUACUGAUAUACACUAGCCAGAGCACACUGACCUUGUGUUUAUGGUACAACAGUGAACCUAAGAGAAUGUUUAGGCCACUUAUCAUGGAAUUAAUUCAUCAUUCUGUUGGACAGAACUGGAGUACAGAGUUCAAAUAGAGUUUUCUACAUAAUCUCCUUUGCAUCUUCACAGAUUUAAAUAUUUAUAUUCUUUUGGAAAAUCUCAUCUACUGUAACAAUUUUUCAAUAUCUUAGGUUUACCUUGUCUUGUUUUGUUAUUUUUAUUUAUUUUCUUCAGUGUUUAUUAUUUCCUCUAACAUUCCUCAUACAUUCUCUAACUUCUAGCUCUUUAAACAGAACACUGAACAUUUUUAGGCAUUAAGUUUUUUUGUUUUGUUUGUUUUUUCUCACUUAUUGACAUGAUUGGUAACUGCUAAUAUGAGAGAUAACUUGAUCUAUAAUAUGUAUGUUUAACUCUGACAUGAUUGUAAAAAAUUAAUAAAUCUAGACUUUUUUUUAUGAAAAUACAGGUGUAACAAAUCUCUAUAAGAAUAAUAUACACUACCGGUCAAAAGUUUUGAAACAUGUACUCAUUCUUUAUUAUAAUUAUUUUUUUCUUCACAUUUUAGAAUAAUAGUAAAGUCAUCAAAACUAUAGAAUAACAUAAAUGGAACUAUGGGAAAUAUGUUGUGACUAAACAAAAUCCAAAAUAAAUCAAAUCUGUGUUAUAUUUUAGCAUCUUCAAAGUAGUCACCCUUUGCCAAGAUUUUGCAGACAUGUACUCUUGACAUUUUCUCAACCAACUUCUUGAGGUAUCACCCUGGGAUGCUUUUUAAACAGUAUUGAAGGAGUUCCCAUCUAUGUUGGGCACUUAUUGGCUGCUUUUCUUUAUUAUUUGGUCCAAAUCAUCAAUUUCAAAAACUUUUUUUUUUUAUUUUUAUUUUUAUUUUAGUUUUAUAAUGAAAUAAAUUAAUAUGGUGGAACAAUUAUAUUUUUGUCUACAAAACUAAUUUCAAACAUUUAAGUAUAUGCCUUCAGAUCAAAAGAUUUUUAAGAUCAUGAGAAACAUUUCAGUCAAGUGUUUCAAAACUUUUGACCGGAAGUGUAAAUCUCCAUAAUUUGAUCUAUAUUCAUUCUAUUUGUUCAUGUGUACUUUGGGGUA